CCUACAAACACCCAGUGCUGUGAGUGUCAACUACUGCCGCUCCCUGACAUCAUCCAUUAUUAUAUACGUCCCGUCGAAAGGAGGGGAAGGCUUCCUAGAACCUCCCUAUCCCCUUAAAAGGGGGAAAGGGCGAAAGACGGGUUUGGGCCUAAACACAGAAAAAGUUCUCCUCCACAAUGAUUUUCAGGAGUUGGGGAUCAGUAGUAGUCUGCCUCGUGGUCCUUCGUCACAUCCUGAGGACAGAGGGAGUUCCUGAGUACAUCCACGAAGGAGACUGUUUGCUAGAGCAAUACAUGAGAAAAACGCAUAUCCUCAGCACAACAGAAGACAAACUGAACCUCAUCAUCGCCAAAAGUAACUCAGAAUCUUUCUACAUCAGUGUGCAAAAUCAGCUAAUCAACCUAACAGACAACCUCCGAAAGACCUUUCCCUCUGGGCUGGUUCCAUACGAACUGGAAUUCUUGGAAAAAGGCCUGACUCUGGUUUCACUGGAUCAGGAAUACCAUUGGAACUGGACAUCAGAUGUCUCUUUGGCGGAGAACAAGGAAAUACACGCUAAGAAUGUUUAUGUGGCCAAAAACUGCAGUCAGGAUCUACCUUACCAAAAACUCGCAAAGGAUGCAUUAGAAGUUGUGUUUCCACUUUCUCAGGACAGAGAACAGAGAUUCAAGAUGUUUUUGGUAAAAAAAACAACUGUCCAAUUUUACUUCGGUGAUGCUGGCCAAGAAUUCCAUCUACAUCUGUGCUGGGACCAGAAGGAGAGGAAGGCUCUCAUUCAAAACGUAACGGACGAGAACUGUAAUGCCCUACCAAUUGUGUCGCCUGUGGGACUGAAUUUUUUCCUGAAUUCCAGCUCCCAUAAAGUGAAGGUCACCAACAUGAACACGUCCUCUUUUGACUACAGCAUCCCGAGGGUGACUUUUGUCCGUGGGAAUAACGAGGGAGAAGUUUAUAUUGUCCAGUGUCUCAAGGAAUGCCCGAAAGAAGACUAUACAUGUGAUGAGUUUUUGGAAGGUACACCCACUGAGCUGCUCAUCUCACUGAUUGUCAUAUUGAGCAUCGCCAACAUCGCAGGUGUGAGUGUCAUCAUCUACCAGUGUAAGAGGCAGCGUGGUGCUAGAGGGGCUCAAGUACAUCGAGACAGAGAAACCACCACACAUGGAGCCAACAGCUUCCCUCUGCUUGCAAGAAUAAUAACUCUUACAAGAGGAAUUUAAUCUGCUCGGGACAAAAUUUCCAUCUCGAAGAACAAGAACAAAAUGGUAUCGGCACUGUCACUGCCAACAGAGAAUUCAUCCACACACCCCAUUUGUCAUCUUCUUUACAGGAUUUUUGAAGACGUCCUCAGAAUUAGGUCUCAGCUGCAUAUUAGGGAAAGUAUCCUUCUUUAUUGCUGUAGGGCAUGGGCAUUUGGAAUUCGCUUGUAGUAUACCUCUCUGGUGUUUUUAUCUUUGUGAUUCAUCUUUAGAUUGUUCCUUUGGAUUUUAUUUGUGUACCCCUUUGCAUUUUUCAUGUUUGGGGCCUCUUCCAUCUGCCCCUAUGGAUUUUAUUUGCACAACCCUGCAGUAUUUUUAUGUUUUUAUGGGUCCACUUUUACCAAAUUCUUUGAAUUAUUUUUAUGUACUUAUGUACCCUUCUUGCAUAUGUGCAUCCAUUUAUACUUGAUAAUAUUAAUGUUGCCUGUAUACUCCUGUGGUACAGUAUUUCUGAAUUUGUGGGUCCUCUUUCAUUGAUUUUUUGGUUUUGAUUGUAUUUCCCAGCAAGAUUUCAGAAUAAUAAGUUUGCUGAAAUUUGCCAAGUUGGGCAUGUAACAUAAUGAUACCUUUAUUUAGUGACCUGAAAAAUGUGUAACAAUAGCAUUAUCCACACAAACUGUUUGUCAUAAGUACUGGCUGUUUUAGCAUGCAUAAUGAAGCACUUAUUAAUGGUGAAUAAAAAGGUUUGCAAGUGAAAA
This is a messenger RNA of Macrobrachium nipponense, 1954 nucleotides long. RefSeq lists its product as uncharacterized. Bases 177 to 1217 code for a protein of 346 amino acids. The record is from RefSeq and is a predicted model, not a curated record. Lineage: Eukaryota; Metazoa; Arthropoda; Malacostraca; Decapoda; Palaemonidae. The transcript has 8 exons.